Molecule: messenger RNA, 1240 nt
Organism: Callithrix jacchus (white-tufted-ear marmoset)
Lineage: Eukaryota; Metazoa; Chordata; Mammalia; Primates; Cebidae
Product: HLA class II histocompatibility antigen, DR beta 5 chain
Biological process (GO): immune response; antigen processing and presentation
Cellular component (GO): MHC class II protein complex; membrane
Source: RefSeq, a predicted model, not a curated record
AGGUCAUAGAUCUCCCUGAAUGAGACUUGCUUGCUUCUCUGGCACCUGGUUCUCUCCUACUAUCCAGCAUGGUGUGUCUGAGGCUCCCUGGAGGCUCCUACAUAGCAGCGCUGACAGUGACACUCAUGGCGCUGAGCUCCCCACUGGCUUUGGCUGGGGACUCCCCACCACGUUUCUUGGAGCAGUUUAAGUAUGAGUGUCUUCACCUCAACGGGACGGAGGGUGUACGGCUCCUGGUCAGAUACAUCUACAACCAGGAGGAGUAUGUGCGCUUUGACAGCGACGUGGGGGAGUUCCGGGCGGUGACAGAGCUGGGGCGGCCUGCCGCAGAGUACUUCAACAGCCUGAAGGACUACAUGGAGCAGACGCGGGCCGCGGUGGACACCGUGUGCAGACACAACUACGGGAUUUUUGAGAGGUUCCUAGUGCAGCGGCGAGUCCAACCUAAGGUGACUGUGUAUCCUGCAAAGACCCAGCCCCUGCAGCGCCACAACCUCCUGGUCUGCUCUGUGAGUGGUUUCUAUCCAGGCAGCAUUGAAGUCAGGUGGUUCCGGAACGACCAGGAGGAGAAGACUGGGGUGGUGUCCACAGGCCUGAUCCACAAUGGAGACUGGACCUUCCAGACCCUGGUGAUGCUGGAAACACUUCCUCAGAGUGGAGAGGUUUACACCUGCCAAGUGGAGCACCCAAGCGUGACCAGCCCUCUCACAGUGCAAUGGAGAGCACAGUCUGAAUCUGCACAGAGCAAGAUGCUGAGUGGAGUCGGGGGCUUUGUGCUGGGCCUGCUCUUCCUUGGCGCAGGGCUGUUCAUCUACUUCAGGAAUCAGAAAGGACAUUCUGCCCUUCGGCCAUCAGGAGUCGUUAGCUGAAGUGAAGGUGACCACAUUCAAGGAAGAACCUUGUGCCCCAGCUUUGCAAGUGAAAAGCUUUCCUGCUUGGCUCUUCUUCUUCCACAAGAGCUUUCUCAGGACCUGUUUGCUACUGGUUCAGCAACUCUGCAGAAAUGUCCUCCCUUGUGGCUUCCUCAGCUCCUGCCCUUGGCCUGAAGUCCCAGCAUUGAUGUCUAUGCCUCAGGGUCAACUUUUGUGCUCCCCUUUACAUAACCCUACAACCUCCCAUGCUCUCUACUCACCCUGUGCCACAAAAACGUUACAUUAUUAAAUUUUUCGUAAACAUGGAGUUACAAAUCAUCUGUCCAUUUGGCUUCAAGGACAAAAGUAAAAAGAAAAGAAAAAGGGAA